GAUAAGACUUGGCUGGAGACCCAUAUUUGGCAUGCAAAGCGAAUGCAUAUGGAGACGCUCUGGGGAUAUUCUUUGGCAGUGACACCAACUGAGAAGUCCUUCAGGCCUUCCCACCGUGCCUCUGUGCACGGUGCCAUUCUGCAUGAUGCGUCAUAUUACUCUCUAAUUGAACUCCAGGGACCGGAAGUGGAGCUGAAAGGUAUUUUGGAAUACUGCUGUGACCCGCAAGGUCCGAGUCCUGGUGCUCAACGUAGGUAUACUACUGGCUCUCGUACCCUUGAUACUCAUGCCUACGAGCCCGGCGACUUUCCGUAUGGUUUAUUAGGACCGGUGACCAUUAUGUGGCGGCCGAACAGGCCGUCGAUAAACGCGGAUGCCGCAAAGGUCGACGCUCCCAAGACAAGCAAGACUCAAGGCAGCGACACAACCAAGGCCAAGUCCAAGGCGAAGGAAGCGCCACAAACCAAUAUCAUAAGAACCGUGUGGAUCCGCUGUCAUCCGGACAUGUUCGACCCUGUUUUCAAUGCACUCCGCACAUCCGCGUCUCACAUCCUAGAUGCCCGCAAGAAAGCCGGCAAUAGCGACUUCUGCAAGAUUGACCUGGCUGACCUUCGUGAACAUGUGAAUGUGUUCGAGAUCGUCGGUCCGAAGUCAAGUCAAGUGAUAAAGGGAGCGCUGCGACCUGUCAAUGAGGAUAAGAGGGACGAAUUCAAGAAGUUCUGGUCCUCGUUGACUGAUCUACAGUCUGCCGGUUCCAUCCCUCGGGGGAUGGUGGUCGGCCUGAAGGUCUAUGAUCCGCGGCUCAGCUUUCCGCCUAAGAACGCAAAACCGAAAGUGGCAAAAGAUGACCUACCGAGCCUGUCACUCCCUUCGGCCACGUUCCCUACGUCUACUCUCGCGCAAAGCGAGAUCUGGGAGGAAAACGUUCGACACGCGCUCAGGAAGCCGCGGUACAAGACGAAAGAUAUAGACGAACGGAAAUCCAAGAAUCUCGUUCCCGGUACUCCUUUGUCUCCUGAACGCCAAGACGAUCGAAUACCUGCCCUGCUUAUCCAGCGCUCCAUCGAAAGGCCCGCUGCCAUCUCUGCGUCCUCUUCGUCCUCUUCAGCGAGAGAAGGAGACAAAUCGGACAAUGGGCUCCACGGUUGGAUGCUCAUCGUUCCAUCCGGGUGGUCCAUGCCCUUCUUCAUGUCCCUUAUUCACACCGGCACACGGGUUGGUGGGCAAAGAGAGCGCCAGACGCAAGCCUUUGAGGCGGGAGCGGCGUACUUCCCCCGCGACUAUCCGUUCACGGCUACGUAUGAGUCGCAAACGAAUGCCGCUGCCGCUAAGGAGAAGGAGAGCUGGGAGAAGAAGCCGCCCGCGAAGCGGGUGAACUACGGCGCAGUAGGGACUAGGAGCCCUUGGAAGCCGGACUGGGACGUUGUGCUGGGCUUGCGGACUGCUUCCGUUACUCCUGCGGCUGAGUCGGAGGAUCUGGUGUCUACGCAAAGAGAGCCUCGGGCGGCAAACGUCGAGAUCAAGCCAUGGUUGCUUUGCGGCCCUCAAGUUCCUUCCGUACUGAACACUAUCUUCUCCAUGCUCAACCCGACUGCGGGCCUUUUGGAAGAGCUUAAGAGGCUGCGCAUGAAGCGUAAUCUUGACCCUAUCGGGAGUAUUGCCAAUGCGGACUCGCUAUGGAAGGGUGCGCUCGUCAGGGUCAGAGUAAACCUACUUGGCCGUGGGUCUCCGGGAGAGCUUGCCAUGCUAUACCAGACGGAGGAUAAGGAUUUGCGUCAGUGGAUCAAGACUAGGGCUACUAACAGAGGUCGCAUUCUGGAAGAUAAUGAAGAAGAACCCGAGGUGACCCACGCAAUCCCAUCUUCGGAUGCCAUCAUUGGCUAUGUGACUACUGGCAACUACUCGUUGUCCAGGGGCCAGGGAUUUGCGAUUGGUGCUGUUCCCCUGGCCCGGAUACACGACCUGAAGCAGCAGGCCGAACGGUUGCAUCUUGGUGCAUCAAUGCACACGAUGGUACGGGAUAGAGGCGAUACAAUCUGUCGCCUGGCACGCGUAGGAAUACUGGGUUCGUGA
Messenger RNA from Gloeophyllum trabeum ATCC 11539, 2073 nucleotides. RefSeq names its product POPLD-domain-containing protein. The record is from RefSeq and is a predicted model, not a curated record. Gene Ontology annotation, biological process: tRNA 5'-leader removal. The transcript has 7 exons. Gene Ontology annotation, cellular component: nucleolar ribonuclease P complex; ribonuclease MRP complex. Bases 43 to 2073 code for a protein of 676 amino acids. NCBI's taxonomy places the organism in Eukaryota, Fungi, Basidiomycota, Agaricomycetes, Gloeophyllales, Gloeophyllaceae.